UCAAUCCCUGUAAAGGAGUCCGCACAUGUCACUGCUGCCUGUUGACACUGGCAAAAAUGUUAGUUUCAUUUAGCAUUCUUAAUAAGUAAAUAUUAGGGCAAAAAUAUAUGUUUUGUUCUUUCUCAAGCUGGUCUUGAGUCUCGAAAUGCUAACAUCUACUGGGCACAGAUGUGAGACCAGCAGGAAAUACUGGACUCCAACCAUCUCUGAUUAGAAAGAAGUGGAGGAAGAUCCCAGUCUGCAAUCCAGUCAACAGCAGUAGAGCUGAGUCGAGCUGCUCCUCAUUUUUCAAGAGGACAAGACCACAGCUGGUGGCCGAAGCAACAUGGCUCCAUCCCUUCUUGCUGCAGCAGGAGGACUUCUGUUACUUUUCUCCUUGUCAUCAGCACAAACCAGAGGAGACAACCUUGGAAAUUGCAAUCCCAAUGACGGCUUUGGAAAGUAUUGUCCUACAACAUGUGGAGUGACUGAUUACAUGUUGAGAUAUAUGCCAAUGGUGGACGAUGAUUUAGAAGAUAUGAUAAGGGAUCUGGAGAACAUAGCUAAUCUGACUCAGGAGGCUGAAGAAACAGUCGUCUACAUGAAAGAUUCUGCUACUUCAGCUCAAAAGAGUUCCCCUGGCGACACAUACUUCAAAAAGUCAUCGAGCAUGCUGGAUGAUGUUGUUCGGUUUGAAAAGACCAUCCUCUCACAAGAACAACAAAUGUUUGAACUUCAAAAUGUACUCACAUCCAACGAGAGGAGAAUGGCAGACUUGAAACAACUCUCCAUCCAGCUGCAGCAGAAAUGCAAUGAGCCCUGCAAAGACGGUGUGGCGAUCCAGCCCCUCACAGGGACAGACUGUCAGGAUGUUGCAAACAAAGGGGCCACCACCAGCGGUCUGUACUUUUUGAAACCAGCUCAAGCCACCGAGCAGUUCCUGGUCUACUGUGAGAUUGACAACUUUGGACGCGGCUUCACAGUAAUACAGAGGAGACGUGAUGGCAGCGUUGACUUCCACAAAGACUGGACCCAGUACAAGAACGGCUUCGGUUACCUCUCACCAGACGACACCACAGAGUUCUGGCUCGGAAACGAUAAGAUCCAUCAGCUGACAGCCGGAACGACCAUCCCGACCGUGCUGAGGAUAGAGCUUGUUGACUGGGAGGGCAACACAAAAUAUGCUGACUAUACCAUGUUCAGAGUGGGGCCAGAGGUUGACAACUACCGUCUAACUUACGGCUACUACCUUGGCGGUGAUGCUGGAGAUGCUUUCGAUGGCUUUGACUUUGGUGAUGAUCCCAGCGACAAGUUCUACACAUCUCACAACGGCAUGCUGUUCAGCACCUUUGACAAGGACAACGACAAGUACGACGGCAACUGUGCCCAGCAGGACGGCUCCGGCUGGUGGAUGAACAGAUGUCACGCUGCACAUUUGAAUGGAAAAUAUUACCCAGGUGGCAGGUACACACAAAAGGAUGCCGGUGAAUUUGGCUUCGACAACGGUAUCAUUUGGGUCACAUGGCACAACCGCUGGUACUCCCUGAAAGAGACCACCAUGAAGCUCAUCCCCCUCAGCCGUCUCGCAGCAGGCGGCGGACAGCAGGCGGGGGUCAAACAGUUUAGUGGACUUUCCUAAAGAGUAAACUAAAAUGCUUGUGGUGUGCCGUGGAGGUGUUCAGCGCAACAGCACUGAAACCACAUUAAACUAAAACAUCAUUCCUCCAUGAGAAAAUUUGUGACUCGACAUGUUGUGACUUGGUGCGACAUGCGUGGGACCUGUCCUUUAGUGUUGUUUUGAGCACUUAAUAAAUGUCUUUGCUUAACAAA
Molecule: messenger RNA, 1809 nt
Organism: Notolabrus celidotus (New Zealand spotty)
Lineage: Eukaryota; Metazoa; Chordata; Actinopteri; Labriformes; Labridae
Gene: fgg
Product: fibrinogen gamma chain
Exons: 10
Coding region: 326-1618 (430 amino acids)
Biological process (GO): platelet activation; protein polymerization; blood coagulation
Cellular component (GO): fibrinogen complex
Molecular function (GO): signaling receptor binding
Source: RefSeq, a predicted model, not a curated record